This is a messenger RNA of Leopardus geoffroyi (Geoffroy's cat), 1616 nucleotides long. It is a transcript of the gene PACRG, whose product is annotated as parkin coregulated. The transcript is spliced from 5 exons. NCBI's taxonomy places the organism in Eukaryota, Metazoa, Chordata, Mammalia, Carnivora, Felidae. Gene Ontology annotation, cellular component: vesicle; cytosol; neuron projection. Bases 335 to 1108 code for a protein of 257 amino acids. The record is from RefSeq and is a predicted model, not a curated record. Gene Ontology annotation, molecular function: Hsp90 protein binding; Hsp70 protein binding.
UUCGGGAUUCAGGCCCAGGAAACGUACGUCACGGGGGAACUGGGCCAUUCGGCCUUAGUGUUGACGCGUCGCUUAGCAACCGGGAGGCUUACCUUUGGAAGCUUGUUGCAGCUUUUGCCGCGGUCCUUCGCUCUUCCCGCCCCUCCCCUCCCCUCAACUCCCUUCACCUAGGAGCUGCCAAACAUCUGGAUCAACCUGGGCGCUACGAGGGGUUGAAUUUCUACCAGUAUCGCGCCUUUUUACAUUUUUUUUUCCCCGAACUCCUUCUCACAUCCGUAAAACCCACUGCUUCUUUUACUACACGUUUUAUGAGAACAAGACAUUUUCUAGGAAGAUGGUGGCAGAAAAAGAGACCCUGAGCUUAAACAAAUGCCCAGACAAGAUGCCGAAGAGGACCAAGCUGCUGGCACAACAGCCGCUCCCGGUGCACCAGCCUCACUCCCUGGUUUCUGAGGGCUUCACAGUCAAAGCCAUGAUGAAAAACUCAGUCGUGAGAGGCCCGCCAGUUGCAGGAGCAUUUAAAGAAAGACCAACGAAGCCCACAGCAUUUCGAAAAUUUUAUGAACGAGGAGAUUUCCCCAUUGCCCUUGAGCAUGAUUCGAAAGGAAACAAAAUCGCGUGGAAGGUGGAAAUUGAGAAGCUGGAUUACCAUCAUUAUUUGCCUCUGUUUUUUGAGGGGCUCUGUGAAAUGACAUUUCCCUACGAGUUUUUUGCCCGGCAAGGAAUCCACGACAUGCUGGAACACGGGGGGAACAAGAUUCUUCCUGUCAUUCCACAGCUCAUUAUCCCGAUAAAAAAUGCCUUGAAUCUUCGAAAUCGACAGGUCAUUUGCGUCACCCUCAAAGUUCUCCAACAUCUGGUUGUGUCAGCUGAGAUGGUGGGUGAAGCUCUGGUGCCCUAUUACCGUCAAAUCCUCCCCAUCCUGAACAUCUUUAAGAAUAUGAAUGUUAACUCAGGAGACGGCAUCGACUACAGCCAGCAGAAGAGGGAGAACAUCGGUGACCUGAUCCAGGAGACGCUGGAGGUCCUGGAGCGCUACGGAGGAGAAGACGCCUUCAUCAACAUCAAGUACAUGGUCCCCACCUACGAGUCGUGCUUGCUGAACUAGAGGCAGGAACAGCUGGGAUGGGGGAGGGCUUGCCUUAGUGCCCAGAUCAUCUGUCUCUGCUGCUUUUAGCAUCUCAUUACUUGUGACUUCCACAGCUUUCUUUUCUACAGCUGCUAAAAUAGUGGCUCAUGGGCCGUUGGACCAUUAGCCCCAUUGAGAGCAAAGUUUUCCAAUACAUAAAUAGUGCCUGUUUCUUAGAUUACAAUAGCGUACUGUGCUUAUUUGUUCUAAGAGAAGAAUUGCUUCUUUAUACAACUCGGACAGAAGCAGGAGUCCGAGUCAAACCUUCAGUUGUAUAGACAAUAAAACUAUAAUUUUCAUGCGCAGUUCAGCGAUAGCUGUUAUGUGUCUGCUUGCCCUGAGGCUGAUGUCAGAGGUUGUAAGGGGAGGACUGAUGCCGCCCGCCUAAUAGGUGUUUGUCGUGGCCGAGCAGCACCUCUCCGGCAGCUGUGCGGAACAAUGUUCUCCGACAUUCAAUAAAACCAUCGAGUCUGUUUCAAUUGAGCAA